Closterium sp. Yama58-4 is the source of this 3291-nucleotide messenger RNA. The record is from the annotation of a GenBank genome assembly. NCBI's taxonomy places the organism in Eukaryota, Viridiplantae, Streptophyta, Zygnematophyceae, Desmidiales, Closteriaceae.
AUGGAGGACGAGAUGGAGGAGAUGAACUGGGGGGCUGUGGAGGACCAACUGUCGGGCAUUCAGGACGUGUGGAAGGAGCCGCGGUUCGACACGCUGCCGCACGUGGUGGCGGUGCUGACGUCAGGGUACCCGCAGGACGACAUGGCGAGCCUGGCGAAGCUGCGCGACACCAUAGAGGUGCUCGUGGAUGACGUCGUGCAGGCGUACCAUCAAGGGUUCAACAAGGCCAUUCACAACUACUCGCAGAUUCUGAAGCUGUUCAGCGAGUCAGCGGAGCAGAUGAGCGAGCUCAAGGCGAGUCUGGCGGAGGCGAGGCGGCUGCUGAGCAACCGACACAAGCAGCUGCAGCAGCUGUGGUGCCGAUCAAUCACGCUGCGCCACGUCAUCUCCCUCAUCGACCAGAUCGACAGCGUCUCCAAGGUGCCAGCGCGCAUAGAGCAGCUGGUGGCGGAGGGGCAGCUGUAUGCUGCCGUGCAGAUUCACCUGCAGUCCAUCUCCACGCUCGACAGAGAGGGCAUCUCCCAGAUCGGAGCGCUGAGGGACAUUCGCAAUGAGCUGGCGAACACGAAGCUGCUGCUGUUCAACCGCGUGAUAGAGGAGCUGCAUGCGCACCUGUACAACAAGGGCGAGCAUAGUUUAAAGAAGGAAGCCGCUACGGACGAUGAUGAUGACAUCAGCAACCUUGUGCCAGUGGCUGUGCCGGCCGCUGCCCCGCUACAUCCGUCGCUUGCCGCCCAGGGCAUCUCCCUGCCCGCCCCCUCCAAGCCCUCCCGCACGCGUGGCCGCAGCGCCCGGGCCCGCGGAGGUCUGAACGUGGAGACUGGGAGCGCGGUGAGUGAGGACGAUGACGGCACAGUGAGCUCGCCCACGCGCAGUGAGGCGUCGGGCACGUCCGCCCCGGGGGGAGGGGAGGUGGUGGUGAGGCGCGCCCACGUGCCGCCUCCCAAGUGGCUCACUGAAGCCACCUCCAACGAGUUCGUGGAGUCGUUGACCAAGAGGGAGGUGCCGGAGCACGACAAGUACAUGCAGACGCUGGUGGAGUGCAUUGCCCUGCUCGGCAAGGUGGCUGCUGCUGGCGCCGUGCUCAGUCAGCGUGUGCGGGGGUCGGUGAGGGAGAUCAUUCUCAACGAGAUCAAGGACUUUGCAGCAGCAGCAGAUGCAGCACGUCCGCGAGUGGAGCAGGUGAGCAAGCGCUCUCAAGCUGCUACCUCCACUCCCCACUCGGCGGCCUCCACGCCCUCCUCCCACUCCACCUUCUCCUCCUCCUCCGCUGCCUCCCGCUCCUCCUACUCAUCCUACCCCCUCCGCUCCUCCAACCCGCGCGGUAUCACGGACCGAGCAGUGGUGGCGGGAGGGGGAGGGGCGGGCGGAGGGGCGGGGGGAGGGGCAGGGGCAGGGCUGCAUGCGCCAAACGGGGUGGCGCAGGUGGUGGCUCAGGAGCUGCUGGAAUCUAUUAUGAAGAAACUGACCGUCAUUCUAGAGAACCACAUAGUGGUGGGCGACCUCAUGGAGGCCAAGGCGUCAGACCGCGCGGGGGAUGUGCGGCGCACGCCGGAUGGGGACGAGGCGGUUAGCAAGUUCAGCGCCAGCACGGGCGGCUACAGCGUCGCUUUCGUCUGGUCCUGCAUGCAGAGCGAGUGCCAGCAGUUGCUGUGCGACAUCCUGAGGGCCAACCCGGACGGCGGCUCCUCUGAGACCUCAGGCCGCACCGCCCAGCUCAAACUCGACUCCGGCGGCAGCACCAAGGGAGCCAUGCUCACCUUCAGCUUCCGUUUCACCGACUCCAACACCGCCUCCGCUCCUGCUGCAGCGGAGUCGCUGCCGAAGAGGCGGGUGGGGGGCAUGGCGGGGGGAGCGGGCGCACUGGAGGGGUAUGGCACGGCACAGCUGCUGCCAGAGCGAGGCAUCUACCUCACCUCCGCCUGCUACCGCCCCACGCUGCAGUUCACUGAAAAAGUUACGCAGAUGCUGCCACGCAAAUACUCCGACCUGGGCCGGUCUGGCCUGCGUCCCUUUAUGGACAGCUUCGUUAAGGACCAGUUCCUGCCCUGCGUUCGCGACGACUACCGCAACCGCGUUGCCGAGGCCCUCUCCAGCCCCUCGGCCUUCCGCCCUCGAGCCAAGACCAUUGGCAUGUACGAGCCAGCAGCUGAGAAAGGCCGCCCGCUGCUGCAGGGGCCAGUGGCGGUGGAGGGGGUGGUGGAGGAGGUGGUGGAGUGGGCCAAGGCCAUGCCCGUGUAUGCGGGGGAGUUUGUGGCACUUGUUCACACACUCCUUGACAGGACUCUGGAGCGCUGCCGGGGUGUUUAUACCGAGGCUGUGCUCGGCUCUCUCAGCAGCAACCUAGUGGGCCGCCCGGACAUCGACAACCUGAUGCAGCAGCAGGCGGCAGCCAAUCUGCUAACGGACGGCGAUCUGCCGCCCGCUGAGCUGGAAGCCGCCCGGGAGGACCCGCCUCUGGACAGCGAGGCGUACGAGCUGGACCUCGAGAUCUACGGGAAGCUGCUGGCCUUAAGGCCCAUCAAGGAGGAGCAACUGAUUCUGGAUACCGGCAAGCUGGUGCUGCUGGCAGCUUUGAGUGACACGCUCGAGUACUUUGCCGAUGCCAUCCUGCGUCUCGGGCGGCCGAAAACAGCAGGCAGUGCGAGGAAGAAGUCGGCAGCAGCAGCGAGGCAGCAGAGGGCGCCGGCGCUGACAGCUUCACUGCAGCAGCUGGCGGAGCGCUACCGGCUGCUGGCGAGAGAGGCGCUCAGGACACUACGUGUGGAGAUGCAGCUGCACUGCAUCUUCCACCUGCAGUUCAUGCCGACUCGUGGCUACGUGAACGAGAUUGAUGCAGAGGAGCCAGAGGACUUCAUUGUCGCUCUCACUGCUCAGCUCACGCGAGUGGACGAGGAAAUGACAGUUUUUAUCGCGCCUGCCCGUCGCUACUACGUCUUCGGGGGCGUCUGCAGCCUCGCUGCAACGGGCCUUAUCCGGGCUUUGGCGGAGCUGCCGGGGAUCAACUCGUUGGGAGUGCGGCAGGUUCAGCGUAACUGCAUCGCCCUGCAGCAGACCCUGGCGACGCUGAACGCGAAUGGCAGUCAGAGCGUGCAGCUGAGUCUGGACCGCGUGGGCGAGUAUUAUGAGCUGCUCAACCGCCCCUAUGAGGCGCUGCUGGCAUACAUCAAGGAUCACAACCGCUACUUCUCCGUCGAUGAGUACCUUACCCUGAUCAAGGUGCGAGUGCCUGGAAGGCACGUGCCAAAGGAUGCAACGGAAACGAUUAAGGAGCUUUUGCAAGAGGGCUGA